Messenger RNA from Crotalus tigris (Tiger rattlesnake), 1338 nucleotides. RefSeq names its product alpha-1-antitrypsin-like. The record is from RefSeq and is a predicted model, not a curated record. Gene Ontology annotation, molecular function: serine-type endopeptidase inhibitor activity. The coding region runs from base 45 to 1265 and encodes 406 amino acids. The transcript is spliced from 4 exons. Gene Ontology annotation, biological process: negative regulation of endopeptidase activity. Lineage: Eukaryota; Metazoa; Chordata; Lepidosauria; Squamata; Viperidae.
UUUCUUUAUCACUAUUUUCCUUUCCAGAACCAAUUAGCAGCAGGAUGAACAGAAUCAUUCAUCUGUGCUUGGCCUUGAUAGUGUUUUCCCUCGUCAGCCAUGGUCACCAUGAUGUCGAUCAUCACCACAAUCAUCAUGACCUUCAAACUGCUAUCAAGAUCCAGAGCAAUAUUGCUCAUUUUGCAACUGAAUUCUACAAAAUAUUGUCUGCAAGAUCACAGGACAAGAAUAUUGUUUUCUCACCCUGCAGCAUUUUUAUAUUGCUUUCCGCUCUGUUGUUAGGGUCAAAAUCAAACACCCAUGCAGAGAUUUUAAAGGGCCUUGAUUUCAACUUGACACACAUUCAGGAAGAUGAGAUCCACCAGGGGUUUCAUGAUCUUCUCCAUCUGCUCACACACUCAGAGAAGGAUUUCAAGCUGGAUAUUGGACAGGACCUAUUUCUAAAGGAAGACAUACAACCAUUGCAGACAUUUUUAGAUAAGAUUAAGGAAUUCUAUGAUGCAGAAAUCCAAGCUGCAAAGUUUCAGGAACCAAAAGAAGCUGAAAAACAGAUCAAUGAUUAUAUGAAGCAAAAAACAAAUGGAAAAAUUGUGGAAAUAGUCAAGGAUCUUGACCCAGAAACUGUCUUUGUUCUCACAAACUACAUAUUCUUUAAAGGCAACUGGAAGACUCCAUUUGAUUCAAAGCUCACAUGGCAAGAGGACUUCUUUGUGGAUCACAACACAACUGUCAAAGUUCAAAUGAUGCACAGGACCGGUUGGUUUUACUCCUAUUUUGAUAGCCAGCUGUCUUGCAGAGUAUUGCAGAUAGACUACAAUGGUACAGCUACCACAUUUUUUGUUUUGCCUGAUCCUAAAAAAGAGAAGGAAUUGGACGAGGCUCUGUCAAUAAAUACUCUGACGAAAUGGGCACAAAAUGUACACAGGGGUGUAGCAAUGGUCUCCAUCCCCAAGUUUAGUAUUUCAGCCACCUACAGCUUAAAGGAACCCCUCUCCCAGCUUGGCAUUACUGAAAUCUUUACUGACCACGCUGAUUUCUCUGGAGUCACCAGGCAGCCUUUGAAAUUGUCUAAAGUUACCCACAAAGCUGUGUUGACUGUUGAUGAAAGUGGAACUGAGGCAGCAGGAGCCACUGCUGCAGAAGGCAUUCCUAUGUCAUUGCCUCUAAACAUUAAUUUUAACAGGCCUUUUAUACUCGUAAUUUUUGAGACAAUGGCCAAUGCUACAUUACUUUUGGCCAAGAUAAAAAACCCAAUACAACUAUAAAAAAAACAACAAAAUCCCAGAGUGCAUUGGAUUUUGAAUACAGUUCAAAAAUAAAGUAUCAUUGGAACAUGAA